Molecule: messenger RNA, 1469 nt
Organism: Closterium sp. NIES-67
Lineage: Eukaryota; Viridiplantae; Streptophyta; Zygnematophyceae; Desmidiales; Closteriaceae
Source: the annotation of a GenBank genome assembly
AGUACAACUUCAAGGUUCUGAAGCAUUGUCGGGGAGAGGGAGAGAGAGAAAUGCAGAAGUGCGAGAAGGAAUGCCUGUUUUUCUGCUUCCUCUUUGCGUUCAGCAUAGAUCCUCCAACAUUUCACGCCCUGUCUCAAAUGCUUAUAGUGAGAAACGCGCCCAAGGAUGAUUAGUUUCGGGAACGAAUGCCAGGAAAAUCAACUCUGAUAUGUGUUUCACGCCGUGACUCAAUGCCUGAUAAUGAGAAAUGCACAAUGAAAAUAGUUUCGGGAACGAGAGCCACGAAAAUCGACUCUGAGUCUCUUCUCCGGUUCCUUACUUGCGUUCAGCAUUAGAGACAGGUCCUCCGCCGUGGCUCCUAUUUGUUACCUGACUAGAAAGCUUCGACUAGGACUUCGUAGACGAAGGACGGCACUCUCUAUGUUCGCAAACUGCUUGCUACAGUAGAGAGGUUAGCCAUUUAUUCUCAAAGGCGUCCCAUCGAUCCCCACUCAUUAGGUUCGUGAUUAUCUCCCCCCCCCCCUUUUGACAGAACUUCACAGAUCCGCAGCACUGCCAGCCAGGCCUUCACAGCAUGGAGGGUCGGCAUUGAAACCAGGCACGCCAAGAGCGGGACGUGCAAAGCUCACACUGCAGCCGUCACAUGAGAGACCCAGCAAACGCAUCUCCUAAUUCCCGCCUCGUUUCUUGAUCCCUAGCUCGGCACUAUACCUUGUGUACCUCUAUCUCCCUGCCUUUCUGACUGCUGAAUCUUUUCAAGGACUUGAUGUCGUUUCAUCUCUUCUCUUCCAUAAUUGCUCCUUUCCUUUCUUCAUGUUCCAUCGUCAGCGUCCCUUGUUUUACGUUAUUCUCCCUUUCACUUGUUCGUUCUCCGUUUUAUUGUUUCAUCUUCCGCGUGAUGUUUGCGUUUGGCCUGGAUGGAACAGGUGGUGGGGUUGAUUCGACCGUCGCUGUCACCAUUCUCUGCACCUGUCAGGUUUCGUAUGUUCAUGUUUUCUGAAUUCUCGUCAGAUCUGAUGGUAUCCUUACUGCUUUAGCUUAGUGAUCUGAUAUCUCAUUUUCUUUCAACCGUUCCGCCUCAUCGUCGCAAUUGCCAUUCAUUUUGUCCACGUUUUCGCCAUUGAAAUCUCCUUCGAUUCCGCAUUCUGUUGCCCUUUCCCUAAUAGCCUUCGGUUUCGCCUACGAUUUCGCCAACGAUUUCGCAUUCGGUUUCGCCUUCGAGUUCGCCUUCGGGUUCGCCUUCGAGUUCGCCUUCGGUUUCGCCCUGCUCAUGCCCUGCGGAUGCGCUGAGGAAUGCAUGACUGACGGUUCUGGGCAGCAGCGACUUUUUAUUCUUAUUGGGACCGAUUUUGUCUUUGGAAUGGUGCUUGUGUUUUCUGCUUGAUAUGCUCGACGAUUGCAUGGUGCUUUUUGCACCGGUAAUGUUGAAUUGUAAUUGUAUCUGCGGAUCAUAAAUGCAUAAUGUAUUU